Messenger RNA from Choloepus didactylus (southern two-toed sloth), 3111 nucleotides. RefSeq names its product AMMECR nuclear protein 1 (gene AMMECR1). The coding region runs from base 12 to 1013 and encodes 333 amino acids. The transcript has 6 exons. Lineage: Eukaryota; Metazoa; Chordata; Mammalia; Pilosa; Megalonychidae. The record is from RefSeq and is a predicted model, not a curated record. Gene Ontology annotation, cellular component: nucleus.
ACUGUUCCAAGAUGGCGGCGGGUUGCUGUGGGGUGAAGAAGCAGAAACUGUCCAGUUCGCCCCCCUCUGGCUCGGGUGGCGGUGGUGGCGCCUCCUCCUUCUCCCACUGCAGCGGAGAGAGCCAGUGCCGAGCGGGGGAGUUGGGACUAGUAGGCGCCGGUACGCGGCUCAACGGACUAGGAGGUCUAACCGGAGGAGGUACCGGUAGCGGCUGUGCCCUCUCUCCCCCCCAGGGCUGCGGCGGCGGCGGCGGGGGCAUUUCCCUGUCGCCACCACCGAACUGCGGAGUGGGGACCCUACUUUCCACCCCGACCCCCGCCACCUCUUCCUCGCCCGCCUCAUCGUCCGCAGCUUCGUCCUCAUCGCCCGGCUCCCGGAAGAUGGUGGUGUCAGCGGAGAUGUGCUGCUUUUGCUUCGAUGUGCUCUACUGUCACCUGUAUGGAUACCAGCAACCCCGGACCCCCCGGUUCACCAACGAGCCCUACCCACUGUUUGUAACAUGGAAGAUCGGUCGAGACAAAAGAUUGCGUGGAUGCAUAGGUACUUUUUCUGCCAUGAAUUUGCAUUCAGGACUCAGGGAGUACACACUUACCAGUGCCCUUAAAGAUAGCCGUUUUCCCCCAAUGACAAGGGAUGAGCUGCCGCGGCUUUUCUGCUCAGUGUCUUUGCUCACUAACUUUGAAGAUGUCUGUGAUUAUUUGGACUGGGAGGUGGGUGUACAUGGCAUUAGAAUAGAAUUCAUCAAUGAAAAAGGAUCAAAACGCACCGCCACCUACCUACCGGAGGUUGCAAAGGAGCAAGGAUGGGACCAUAUUCAGACCAUAGACUCUUUACUAAGGAAAGGAGGAUACAAAGCUCCAAUCACUAAUGAAUUCAGGAAAACCAUAAAACUGACCAGGUACCGUAGUGAAAAGAUGACCCUAAGCUAUGCUGAAUACCUUGCCCAUCGCCAGCAUCAUCAUUUCCAAAAUGGCAUUGGUCAUCCCCUUCCACCAUACAACCAUUAUUCCUGACACUGAGCCGCACAACCAGUCAUUGGGCCUCUCUGCAGACCUCUUCCCAGGAGACCCUACCCCUUCUUGGUCUAGCUAUCUCUUUUACUGUACCAUUUUAUGAUGAUAGUUUCCGUUGCCAUGGUGAAGCUUCAGCAUCAUCAAUUAAGAUCAUCAUGGUAACGGGUAGGAAAAUGGCAUUUGGUAAGAACGUCCUGUUUUAUUAUUUUAGAUCAUUGAUUUUUUUUUUUUUGCAGCACAUAUUCCUUUUGGCAUUUUUCUUUCCUUACAAUAUUAUAUAGAAUUUUGCUUUGCUAUCUCAAUCAAUUUUCUGUCUUUCUGUCCUUCCUUCCUUCCUUCCUUCCCUUCUUUUCUUCUUCUUUCCUUCCUUCCUUCCUUCCUUUGACUGUGGAUGGAAGAAAGUUUGCAGUUUUUAAGGAUUUUAUUUAGGUUUUUCUUUAGCUUUUCUCAGUAAGAUAGCUAUGUUUUGAUAGUUGAGUUUGGGAGUAAUUCAGAGCAAAUUCAGGUAUUUGUAUAUUACUGUCGAAUUUGUCUAAAAUUCACUGUUAUAAGAACUUAAUAUGUGGGUCUUCACUCCUUAAGUAUAUGUUCUUCCCAUGACUAAAACACAUGAACUUUAGUUUUAGGAUCUAACAUUCUUAGGUCCAUGAUAGGCUUGUCACAGAGAGUGAGAAAUCAUUUAUGCCUACUGUACUGGUUAUCAUAAGAAAGACUGCCUCAUCACUUUGUAGAAUCAACUUACAAACUAAAACACUGUCUUGAGAAAGUAUAAACUACCUUUCAGAUAUGCUACAGAAAUCACUUUGAAGAGCAGUGAAUAUUUGGAAGAGAGCAGAUGUAGAAUUUAGUGCCUUUGAGAAGAGUAGAAUUAAGUGGAAUUCAGGGGGGUUAGAAAGAAGGCAAUUGAGAGAAAUAUUCUUGUAACAUUUUAUUGUUUCUAUUUGUGAAACAACAGUUAGACUAAUUCCUUACUCCUAAGUAUUUUUAAACUGAAAAAAUUAUUUUGAGCAAAUAACCAAAAAGAGACAUUUGUCUAUUAUAUAUUAAUUUAUUAGCUUUAGAUUUCAAUAAGUCAUGAUUGGCCAGAGAUAAUUUUAGCUACCAUUCAAAGAAAUGGUAAAGAUAAUCUAGUGAAACAGAAGUUCAUAUAUGCCAUGGUUUCAAAUAUGUUUGCCUGUCAUGGGGACAAUAUUGAAGUUUCAGAAAUACUAUGAAAUAGCUUGAAUCACUUUCUGCACUGCAUAUUUUGAAAGAAACACAUUUACUAGGUUGAUAUUAUCAUUACACCUGUAAAACUGGAGUUGGCAUUUAGAUAUGGUAUAGUUAGAGCCCAGUUCAUUUGUAGGGCUAUUCUUCUCUGAUGUAUACAAAGAGAACUUCCUGAUGUCAGUAGGAGGUCUGUAUAUCCCCAGGAAGAUAACCAAUUCUGGAUAAAGAUUACCUUCAUUUUAUGUUAGUGUCUCUGGGUAUGUAUGUGUGUUUGUGUAUAUAUAUAUAUAUACACACACACAUUUUCAAACAGGAAACCAAUAUAUCAAGUGAUGAAUAGUGCAGAAGAUAUGUUCUAAAACUAUAAGAAAUGCCACUGAAAUUGAAAUAGCAUAGGUUAUACCUAUAAUUGCUGUGACAAGUGACAGACUGCUACUUGAGAAUUCAAAAUUCCUUUUCUAGUUUGUGAGAUAAUUGGUUGAAUUUCUUCUGCCUGCCAUUGUGGCAAAGCAAACUGCUUUAGUUUUUGAUGGGAGUUCUUAUAAGAUUGUUAUUUAUUCCUUCAUCCACAGCAUCCGUUGUUGAAAUUAUCAUUUUCAGUUGCGAUGCCUUAACUAAGAAGCCAAUUGUUUGCCUGAAAUGCAAUCUCAGUAGCCAGUUCCAUUGAACCUAGAGACUAGUCAGAAUAAGUUAGUUGCUGAGCUUUAGAAAGGGAUAUUGAGUCCUUUUGUUUCUACUUGGGAACAUUUUGGAGCAGAUUAGUCUUUCAGUAUAAAAACAAGUGGCUACCUGAUGGAAACUUUUUCUUGCCCUUAUAGGGAAACUGAGCACAAGCUGAAUGAUAUUGUCUGCUGCAAAAAAAAAAAAAAAAAAAGUAAAUAAAAUACAA